CCUUCGAUGUCUACUCCAACAACUCCUUUUGGGUGAUGUUCAUCGGCUUCACGAUCCUCUGGUGCGGAACUCUGAGCACAAGUCAGCUGAUGGUUCAGCGGGCGGUCUGUAUGCCGACUCUGGCGUCGGCCAAAAAGGCGCUCUACUUCGCGAUCCCCGGCUUCUUGACAAUGAUAUCGCUGACGGUCUGCAUCGGAGUCCUGAUGUUCGCCCACUAUUACGACUGCGACCCUAUGCUCUCGGGUAGAGUCACUCGACCGGAUCAGUUGCUGCCGUACUUCGUGCUCGACAUCUUCCGCAAUACUUAUCCGGGAAUGACGGGAGUGUUCGUCGCCUGCAUUUUCGGCAGUUCUCUCAGCACUCUCAGCAGUGGUCUCAACGCCAUGGCGUCCAUCAUUUGGGACGACUACGCCAAACAGGCGCUCACUUGCAUUCCCAGCCGUUGGGGCGUCUAUGCGACCAAACUGCUGGCCGUCGGCAUCGGCUUCGCGUCCAUCGGCUGCGCGUUUGUCCUCAAGGAAGUCAAGAGCAUCUUCGAGGCCGUAAUCAUGCUCUACGGCGCGUCCAACGGCCCUAUGUUUGGC
This is a messenger RNA of Oppiella nova, 584 nucleotides long. Lineage: Eukaryota; Metazoa; Arthropoda; Arachnida; Sarcoptiformes; Oppiidae. The record is from the annotation of a GenBank genome assembly.